Talaromyces proteolyticus is the source of this 435-nucleotide messenger RNA. RefSeq lists its product as uncharacterized. The record is from RefSeq and is a predicted model, not a curated record. The transcript has a single exon. Bases 1 to 435 code for a protein of 144 amino acids. Lineage: Eukaryota; Fungi; Ascomycota; Eurotiomycetes; Eurotiales; Trichocomaceae.
AUGACCGAAAACAAUACCAUCCUCAUCACUGCUGGACCAUAUCAAUUCCUCGCAACCCUCGAGUCCUCCGCCGCUCCAAAAACUGUAUCGUUGUUCCGUACCUUACUUCCGUAUCGACAAAAACUCAUCCAUGUGCGAUGGAGUGGUGAAGGGUUAUGGAUUCCACUCGGCGAGACGGAUUUCGGUGUCUCAUUCGAGAACCACACUGCACAUCCAGGAUCAGGCGAUAUACUGUUAUAUCCAGGGGGUAUUUCGGAGACAGAGAUCUUGUUUUGUUAUGGCGGUGUCGCAUUUGCUAGCAAGAUGGGACCGUUGGCAGCAAAUCAUUUCUUGACGAUAACAGACGGAAAAGAGAAUUUGAGGUCGCUGGGGGAGUUGGUCUUGUGGAACGGCGCCCAAGAUGUGUUGUUCGAAAUUGCUGGUGAGGAAAUGUGA